This is a messenger RNA of Drosophila persimilis, 2377 nucleotides long. RefSeq names its product protein O-mannosyl-transferase 2 (gene twisted). Lineage: Eukaryota; Metazoa; Arthropoda; Insecta; Diptera; Drosophilidae. Gene Ontology annotation, biological process: protein O-linked glycosylation via mannose. The transcript has 10 exons. Gene Ontology annotation, cellular component: membrane; endoplasmic reticulum. Bases 109 to 2358 code for a protein of 749 amino acids. Gene Ontology annotation, molecular function: dolichyl-phosphate-mannose-protein mannosyltransferase activity. The record is from RefSeq and is a predicted model, not a curated record.
CUCCAGCGAUCAGUUCAGUUGUUUUUGUUGACGUGUGCAGCACACACCACACCAGACCACUCUGGUAGAGAAAUGCUGCUCCAGAUAUAGGGGAAAAUUCUAGAAAAUAUGGCAGCUAGCGUUGUUAAAACUCCCAAAUGUCCCAGACGAGGAUCGGCCAAAGAGCAGCAGUCCAAGGCCUCACCCAAGUCAAACAAUGAGUCGAACAAUUGGCAUUGGUGGAUCUUACUGGCAUCCGUGUUCCUCAUUACCUUUGCCACUCGCUUCUACAAGGUGACCGAACCGGAUCACAUCUGCUGGGAUGAGACACACUUUGGCAAGAUGGGGAGCUGGUACAUCAAUCGAACAUUCUUCUUCGAUGUCCAUCCACCGCUGGGAAAGAUGCUUAUUGGACUCUCUGGCUACUUGACUGGCUACAAUGGAACGUUUCCGUUUGAGAAGCCGGGGGAUAAAUACAACGAGACCGCCUAUCAGGGCAUGCGAUAUUUCUGUACGACUCUGGGGGCCCUGAUCAUGCCCAUGGGCUUCGAUACUGUCUACGAUCUGACGCGAUCCCACGAAGCGGCCCUGCUCUCGGCAGCCUAUCUCAUAUUUGAUGUGGGACUCCUGACGCUGAAUCAGUACAUCCUGCUGGACCCCAUUCUGCUGUUCUUUAUGAUGGGCUCCGUCUGGGGCAUGGUGAAGAUCUCGAAGGCGACGGCCUCGGGUGGGUCCUACUCGGUCCGCUGGUGGUUCUGGCUCUUCCUCACCGGCACCAUGCUCUCGUGCACGAUCAGUGUGAAGUUUGUGGGUCUGUUUGUGGUGCUGCUGGUGGGUCUGCACACGGCCACCGAGCUGUGGCUGAUCCUGGGCGACCUGGGCCAGCCGAUUGUGGAGACGCUCAAGCAGAUCGCCUGCCGCGCCAUCGCCCUCAUCCUCUGGCCGAUCCUCCUGUACACGCUCUUCUUCUACAUCCAUCUCAGUGUGCUCAAUCGCAGCGGCAAUGGCGACGGCUUCUACAGCUCCGCCUUCCAGUCGCGUCUCAUUGGCAACUCGCUGUACAACGCCAGCAUGCCCAGGGACGUGGCCUACGGGUCCGUGGUGACUAUUAAGAACCACAAGACGGGCGGCGGCUAUCUCCACUCGCACUUCCAUCUCUACCCCAAGGGAUCCGGCGCCCGCCAGCAGCAGAUCACCACCUACACGCACAAGGACGACAACAACAAGUGGGUGAUCAAGCCGCACAACAAGCAGCGGCUGCCCAAGGACAAGCUCCAGCUGCUGCGGCACGGCGAUCUCGUCCGGCUGGAGCAUUUGGUGACCAAGCGGAAUCUGCACUCGCACAGCGAACCGGCGCCCAUGACCAAGAAGCAUCUUCAGGUCACGGGCUAUGGCGAGUCGGGCGUGGGCGACGCCAACGAUGUGUGGCGCGUUCUCAUUGUGGGCGGCAAGGUCAACGAGACGGUGCACACGGUCACCUCCCGCCUGAUGCUGAUCCACUACCUGCAGAACUGCGCCCUCACCUCCAGCGGCAAGCAGCUGCCCAAGUGGGGGUUCGAGCAGCAGGAGGUCUCCUGCAACCUGAACGUUCGCGACAAGUACGCCCACUGGAACGUCGAGGACAACGAGCACAAGUUGUUGCCCAGUGUCAGCUUUAGUGUGUACGCUCCUGGCUUCUUCGCGCGCUUCCUCGAGUCCCAUGCCGUCAUGCUGCAGGGCAACGCGGGCCUCAAGCCCAAGGAAGGCGAGGUCACCAGCAGACCCUGGCAGUGGCCCAUCAACUAUCGGGGUCAGUUCUUCUCUGGCAGCAGCUAUCGCAUCUAUUUGCUGGGCAAUCCCGUGAUUUGGUGGAGCAAUCUGGUAUUUCUUGCCCUCUUCGUGGCCGUCUUCCUGGGCAAUGCCAUCCUGGAGCAGCGACGCGCCGGCCAGGCUCGGGCCCUCGCCCGCUCCCAUGCGGACAGCGAGGACAGCGAACACUCCACCACGGAUGAGCCCCUGUGCACCUGCUGUCCAGUGGAGCAGCAGCUGUUGAGGCGGCCGUGGGAGGACCACAGCGACCCCCUUCGGGCCGCUGCCUGGCUGUUUGUCGGCUGGCUGCUCCACUAUCUGCCGUUCUGGGCGAUGGGGCGGGUGCUCUACUUCCAUCACUACUUCCCGGCGCUGAUCUUCAACUCUCUGCUGACAGGAGUGAUGUUCCACCACAUUAUACAGUCGCUGCCGCGAUGGAUACAGCACGUCCUGCUGGGCGGACUGCUCUCGCUGAUCGCCUACAGCUUCGCCCUGUUCUCGCCCCUGGCCUACGGGAUGAGCGGGCCCCUGGCCAACGAGCCGAACAGCACCAUGCACAGCCUCAAGUGGCUGUCCACCUGGGAGUUCUAGGGCUCUGGGCUCUUGUAUA